Molecule: messenger RNA, 9219 nt
Organism: Paramuricea clavata
Lineage: Eukaryota; Metazoa; Cnidaria; Anthozoa; Malacalcyonacea; Plexauridae
Source: the annotation of a GenBank genome assembly
AAUUGCCUAUUUCCUUUGUGUCUUGCUCGUGACUUAUCAUACCCUAGAGAUAUUUGACAAACUUUUUUUUUCCAGGGUUCCCUAAAUGAUGUCACGUCCUCGAGUAUCGACGCUUCACGGAGCAACAAUCCCUCGCCUGAGGCAAGUCGCUGCCUAAUGGAGGCACUCAGUCCUUCGAAGUCGUCGUUUGAGGCUCGGCUUGUUGAAGUUGAUGAGCAAAGUUGUGAUACACUGAGCAAUCUUCAUGCGACAAUCAACGGUGGUUUAUCGCCAAGGACCGAUCCCAACUGUUCGUCGAGUCCUUGCCAUUCUACUUAUGGUAGGUAGCAAUGGACCAUUUGCAUUAUAGACUAAAUUUUGAUCUAAACAAGUCUAGACAAAAAUUUCAUCACAGUUUGAAAGAGCAUCACAAAAUUAGUAAUAUUCCAAAGUUUCGUUGCGAAAUGUUGUAAAAUGCGGAUAAUAUAGCCUUGCGAAAUUUGCAAUUUUCAGUCAUUUUGUAUUACAAACAGGAAAUUGAUGCCCCAACACCCGAUUGGGCUGUCAAUUUCCCGUGCGCAAUACAAAAUGACUGAAAAACGGCAAACUUCGCAAGGCUAUAUUCGCAUUUUACAACAUUUCGCAACGAAACUUCGGAAUAUUACUAAUUUUGUGAUGCUCUUUCAAGCUGUGAUGAAAUUUUUGUCUAGAUCAAAAUUUAGUCUAUAAUGCAAAUGGUCCAUUGUCCAUGCACGUGUAAAAAUUUCACAGCUUGUCAAUAAGAUGUGUUCGCACUGCUUGUUCACAGUUGUUGAAAAGUCUGGAACAAGUUGUUUAACAUCUUGUAACAAGGUUGAUGAGGCGAACAGGCUCACAACAAGUUGUUCCAACACGUUUGAUAUCGUCUGCACGUAACAAGUUGUUCACAAGUUGAUGACAACAAGCUCGUAGCAGCUUGUUGCGAACAGCCUGUAUAUUAAUCUUGCUGGAACAACUUGUAGCAAGUCUGUUUACCGUCAUCAACUUUGUAACAAGGUGAUAACAACUUGUUCCAGACUUUGCGCAACAACUGGGGCGAACAGGUCUGCAAUCAAGUUGUUACAAAUCUGUUCACAAGUUGUCGACAAGUUGUGUUCGCACUGCUUGUUCCCAGUUGUUUGGACAACAACAACUUGUAACAAGCUUGAUGGCAUUAUCAGACUUAUUACAAGGUUGUCCAAACAGGUCUGAUACAGUCAUGAUAUAACAAGAAUGUUACAAGGUUGAUGACACAAUGCUGUAACAAUAUUGUUAUAUCAUGACUGUAGCGGACUUGUUGGAACAACCUUGCAACAAGUCUGAUGGUACCAACAAGGUUGUUACAAAUUGGUAACAGCUUGUUCCAAACUUGUGGACAACUUGGGACAAGCAAUGCGAACACAACUUGUUGACGGUUUGUUGGCAGAAAUGCUACAAGAUGUGAGAUUUUUACGCAUGUGCACCAGGCAAUUUGUGCACCUUGCUUAGUGGGUGUUAUAUAGUAUAUGCAUUGCAUAUUUAUAUUCAUUGAAAUACUUUUCUUUUUUAGCCUCUCCUACUCAUUCAGAGAGCGUUGAUCUUCCCGACAUGUUUUCGCGUCAUCAACUGGCGUCGCCCACUGGUAGCUCUGUGUCUUCUUUUAAUUUAAACUCGGGACUAUACAUGUCAAAUCCCACGCAUACCACGCUUAAAAAGGUAAGAUCAUUUAGAGAUGGAUCCAGCCAAAUAGCAAGGUGCUUAUGGAACCUUGGUCAUGGUUUGGGGGUCUUACUAAAGGAAUUGACAACCCUCCCCAACGUAUCCCCCCACCUACCCACCCCUUUGCACUCUCCUUUGCCAAUGCUAGGAAGGGUGCAUGCCUUCCUCCCCCGCACCAAAUCCAUCGCUGUGAUAAUUUUAAAAAUAUACUGUACUUUGCUAGGAUUCUUUUUUUUGUAAAGACAGCAAUGGCUAUUCCAUGUAGAUUUUAGGCCUUGGCCAACUCUGACGCAUUGUCACAGAAACAAAAUUUGCUUCCCAAGAAAGAAACGUGUUUCUCGGCAAAUUUAGGAACAUGUUUUGUUCCCCUGUAUGAUCUUUGUUGAUGAAGCGCUAUAUUAUUAUUUUAUUUAUUAUUGUUUACCAAUAUUUAUACACGGUAGCAUCUCAACCAAAGUUCGAGAAUCCAAAGUUGUUUGGAUGUUGUUUGCGCAGGGCUAAACCAUGCAAUAUAACUCUUUUCAGCGCUGGUUGUUACAAUAUGCGAACGAAGGAGCUGCGAACAAGGUAACGCCGCGUAAUGGAGUGAUCACUACGAACGUUUACAGACCGAGUCAAAUAUUGCGGGUUGCCGUUUCCCCGAAGACGUUUCCUCUGCCGUACAAACGGCGCAAACUGAUUGAAUAUCAGAAAAGUGUAAAUAAUUCAACUUCACAGACAGCUGUGAAGACAACAUUACAGAUUAGUACUGGUGAAAAUUUGACUGAGAAUGCGGCUACUGUCUCAUCCACUGUAAACGCGUCGACCUCCAUAUCAUCAACUGUGACGUCAUCAUCGACCACAUCGUUUGCGUCAUUGAUGACUUCACCAAUGGCGUCACCACCUAUGACGUCGCCGGUGACGUCAUCCCUGACUUCAGUUAAUGUGACGUCACUAAACAAUUUGACAUCGACUUCGACGAGUGAGGUGAGGCUAACGAUGUUAGCAAGUACACGAACUUCAACUUCCGGCGUAUUGACCGUUACCGGAAGUAACGACGCGGUAUUUCCACGUGUAACCGGAAGUGAAGAAGCCAGCUGGCGAAGACGAAUCAGUGGCGGAAGUGACGAGAUCAGCGUUGGUCGCAGUAGUUUAUCAAGUAUCAGUUCAACUGAUGAUAUAAAAAUGGACGCCACGGGUACUAGUAGCGAUAGUGCGAAAAUUGAACUAAAUUUAGGUAAUGCUGUCGGCAGUAGUUCGGAAGCGAAUCGGAAACCACCGUUUUCGCAAGCCGUACAGGAGAACUCGCUAGAGUCCAGUACGGAUUGUAUAACCAGAGAUGAUAAUUCUAGGGAUAAGACAGCACAUGUAGGGUCAAGUGGGGUUGUUGAAGGAGCAGCGAGCACAACACAGACUACGCCUGGCGGAAAGAAAAAGGUAAUGGUUCUCUCAGUAUUACAUCAUAACCUGUGUUACUCGACUUGUGUUAUAUUGCACUACAGAUAAAUAUUCAUAGUUAAAAAAUUGUUCCUGAAACAACAUAAUAUUCGUUUCAGGUUUCUCUAACGGAAUAUCUGAGUCGUAAGCGCACGACUGGGUCAACGGUAAAGAAAGAAGCUGCCCCAGGCCCUUCUUCAUCCGACGUCACCUCGGCCGACCAGUCACGUGUUUCCGACAGUGGUAGCCUAUUGGCUAGUAGUGAUCCUGUAUCCUCUGUCGUGAAGUAUCGCGGAAGUUUGGGUACAAGUGUGAGCACAAGUGGAUAUGGGAGUACAUUAUUGCCAACAACAGGGGUCAGUAGUAGUACAAGUGGGAUAGAACCUGUGAGUCCUGAGGAGGGAUACCGCGUGGAUGAUGAUAGGCCCUCGUUAUCCAGUAAUGUACACGGUUAGUAUAUAUGUCUAUAGUUAAUUAGUAACUAGAUAGCUGUGGAUUGAUAGGGAUACAAGGAGAACUUCAUAGUUCCGGUAGUUGUAUCCCUAUCAAUCCACAGCUUUCUUAUUAUUGGCACCACCUACUACACUUACUGAGAUCGGUUGUACGAAAGGCUGGUAGCGCCAUUCACCGCAAAUAUUAAUUUCAUCAAGCCUUCUUAAACAAAAAGGUUUCCCAACACAAUAGACAGAUUUAGAUCGAGGACGCGGACGUGAAAGACGACGUGAAAAUGGCGUGUUGUGCCCAUGUAUGGAUAUGCCACGCCAUUUUGACGCCAUUUUCACGUCGUCUUUGACGUCCGCGUCCUCGAUCUAAAUCUGUCUAUUAACAAAUUGAGAAACCUAUUGAGAGUGAUGUUUCUAGGAAACAACAUGUUCUGAUUUGCCCACCUUCGGGAGCCGUGACUAGGAAACAGUGUUUCCUAGUUGCUCAAGCCUUGGCCUAUUUCUUCUUGAAAAUGUGGUGGUAAUGCAGUACUCAUAUCGGAGAUGAAAAUAUAGAAGAAAUUCUUUCAUAUCUUCGAUGAUAUUUUCAUCUGUGAAACUUGAGUGAUAUUAAGGUCUGACCCUGUUCACAUGCUGUUUGUUAUCUGUCAUUCAGUGUGAUGUAACUGUCAGAAACACUUGCAAGUUACAUAACAUUGCUUAUCUCAUAACAUUGCUUAUCUCUUUAUCAGGGCGAUAAUAGGGUGACAUAAAAAUGAUAUCUCACUGAUAUCUUUUUUGUCACAGAUAUCUUUUUUUUGUCACUGAUAUCGCUUUUUGUCUCGCCAUCUUAAUAAUGUUUUGCGUUGGGGCAAUGGUUAAUUUUCUAAUAAAUUCUGAUCCUGAUAAAGGCACAAGUAUAUAAUAAACAGGUUAUCAUAAUCGGGACGAGAUGAUAUCAGUUUUAUCGCUUUCAGAACGAUGUCAUAAAUGUCCCUCAUUCGCUGCGCUCACUCGUGACAUUUAUGAUAUCGUCUCUCAAGCGAUAAAACUGAUAUCGCCUCGCCCCUCGUAUGAUAACCGAUAUUUAUAUCCUGUACAGUGUAUAAUCAAGUAACAAAUUAGCUAAAUAACUUUAUCACUUGUUCACAAUCAUAGUGUAUCGCUUAUUCACAAUCUUAGCACAGUGACAAUGAUUAGGUCAAGCGCUUUAUCCCGUUUUAUUGUUUUGUCUAGGUUUACAAAGUUCGUCAACUGUAGAACGCGAAGCCAAACCAUCUCUGAUGCCUACAUCAUCGUACCGCAGUUAUUCUCAAAACCUUCCACUUCGCCCUGUUUCUGAACCUGGUUAGUGUAAAUAUUUUUUUUAUUUGAAAAGGCGAAACGUUUCUCCACAUAAAAAGGGGGUGAAUUUAAGCGCAAAGUUAUCCGCCAUGAACUGUUGUUAGAAAAGAUUUUCCCUUUUGCAAGGACCCAGUUGCCAGGAUAAAUGAAGCACAAAGGGACAUGCCAUAAGAAUGUUUCAUGCCAUAAGAUGUUUGGAAACUGUCAAGACAACCAAAUUAUCCCCAGCCAACCGGAUAAAAUUUUCUCAUUUGAACGCGAAGGGCUAAUUGUGACUUUUUCAAAGCGCCCAUCGUAGUGUAAACAUAGUCUAAAUAUGAUAUUUGCUGUGUUGGUGUAAUGUACUCAGGUGAAUAAGAUGCUUGUGAUGUUACUGAGUCUAUAUGCACACCGGGCAGGCUUGAAAAAUAUGCCUGGACAUUACACCAACACAGCGAAUAUCAUGAUUAUUAGAUUACACUGAUAUCGAAGGAACUAGACUCAGUUCCGAAAUAUCACAUACUCGAACCGACCUGACCGCGUAGCUCAGUUGGCAGAGCAUUGGGCUAGUAUUCCAAAGGUCGUAGGUUCGAUACCCACCGUGGCCAGGUAUAUUUUUCAAGCUUGCCCGGUGUGGAUAUGCACUCAGAGUAACAUCACAAGCAUAGUCUAAAUAUUUCAUUCUGCCUCUCUCUUCAGGAAGCAGUAGUGAUGCGAUGGAUAUUGAUGACGACGAUGUUCCUUCGUCAAGUACGAUUGUUGUCAACACUCCAGUUAUGUCUCUGCCUGGUGCGAGAUCAGUUGGAGUCACGUCAUCAGAUAUGAUGAGUUCAUUGGCUGGAAAAUCUUAUUCGAAUAUUGGGCAGCCAAUAAAAUUUAACAACGUUACGUCUGCACAACCACUUCCGGGGCGACAGGUAAACAGCUCAACCUUGAUGCUUUCAUGCAUGCUUAGUUUAGACCAUAGCAGGAAGUAUUUCUGGGAUCCUAAUGGCUGGUUUACACUGUCAAAGUUUCUGUGAUGACAGUAGGAAUUUUGCAAAGGAAAAUUCUAAGUUUUGAAGGAUUUGUAAGAAAUGUUCGAGGGAACUGGCUUAGUGUUAAACCAUUAGUCAUUUGCCUCAAAAAUUUCUUACAUAUCAUUCAAAACUUAGAAUUUAUACCCAUGCAAAAUUAAGAAACUUUGAUAGUGUAAACCAGGCUUCCAUUUUUGGGGUCACAAUUUUCUGCCGAGUUCACUGAUAUUCUUCCCGAUAAAUUAUUUUCUGUGUCGAUGCCAUAAAAUUUUCUGCCAGCUAAGUCAGGUGUGAAACUUUUCUGGGAUCCUAGAUGCCAGGAUCCACCAUUAGUUCCUGCUAUGGUUUAGACAAAACUGAUAGAGUUAUCCCGUAUAAAGAUAGUUUAGUACGUGUAGGUUUCCUCUUGUAGUAAAAGUCGACCACAAUAAGGCAGGGAGAACAGUUUGGGGCUGAUAAAUAAAGUUAAAGAGAAACUCCUUGUAGUAGCAUUGAGCCAAUAAUAGAUUUUCUUUCCUAUAUUUCUAAAUUCAUUCCUUCUGUUUCUACAGGUUACAAACUCAAUGGUUCCACCGGAGAAUAUUGGUCGACAACUAGUGCCAGUCUCCCAGGUACCCAACACGUCAUUACAACCCCUGCCACGUCAUCAUGACUUCCGGUCUGCGAGCGGUCGACCCAGUCCCUUCCAUUAGUACCACGUUCUCACACAUUCACAGUUUACCAUAGGAGUCCUUCCAUAUCCCUCGGUUCUAAGUAUUCCUGUUUCUUGGUUGGCGGUUGCUUAUGUUUGCAAUGUUAGUUCGCGUGUAUCUUCCCGCGUGUUUUUUCCCACGCAUGUAAUCGUGUAAAGUAUGUCACGUGUCAACUCGAGCAUAGCCAAUAGAAUAAAGAAGUUUAGGAAAGACAAUACUCGAUGAAAUGUUUGUUUACAUUAUGCCAAAAUUAGCCAAUUCAUCGUGUGUUGUGUUUUCGUCCGACCGACCAAUAGUAUUGUUUUAAGGCUGGUUCACAUCAAAGUUUCGGUGACCACAGUAGCAAGGCUGCAAAUAAAUAUUUGACUUGACAGGACAUUUGUCCGAUCACUUUUAAUUUUGGUGGGCAUAACUUGAAUUUGGUCGCACAAAAACCAACACCGCUAAAUUAAAUUUUGUCGGACAUAUAUACGUCACAAGAUAUAUAUAGGCUAAGUUACAAGACAAGUAUGUAUAGCCAUUUCGGCGCAACGUUAAAGUAAAAUGCUAGAAUGCCUCGUAAAUUUUAUUGCAAAAUGCAAAUUGAGUGAAUUUGCAAUCGAAUUUUGUCACAGCAAAAAAAUGUAUAAUGUGACAAUUUUUUUUGUGAUCUGACCAAUGUCCGUUCAAAAUUACUUUUGCUCGGACAUUUGCCAAAUUUAGUCGGACAUUGUCCGAUGUCCGACAGUAAUUUGCAGCCCUGCAGUAGGAAUUUUGCAUAGGGAAAAUGGGAAUUUCCAAGUUUUGAAGGAUUUGUAAGAAAUGUUUCAGGGAGCUGACUCAUUGUUUAACACCAAGUCAGUUUCCUCAAAUACUUCAAAACUUAGAAUUUACCUAUGCAAAAUUGCUACUGUGAUCACAUAAAUUUUGAUACUGUAAACUCAGUCCUUAUAUGAACUAUUAUUAUACAAUGUGACGAAUGAGUAAUUAGACGCGUAAAAUUCUCACGGCUUGUCAACAAGAUAUGUUCGCACUGCUAGGAACAAGUUGUUACCAUCUUGUCACAAGGUUGAUGAGGCCAACAGACUCGCAGCAAGUUAUUCCAACAAGUCUGAUAUCGUGUGCACAACGAGCUCGUAGCAACUUGUUACGAACAGCUUGUAUUAGUCUUGUUGGAACAACUUGUAUAACAAGUCUUUUACCUUGUAAUCAACCUUGUAACACAACCACUGGGAACAAGUGCGAAUACAUCUUAUUAGGGAGUUUAAGAUGCCAACAACAGGCACGGAGUACGGUUGAACUCUUGUUUUCGCACUGAUUUAACAAAGGCAGACCAAAAUGUACAUAUCCCCAGAGCAUACUUUUCACCGUAGCGACCUUGGUUACAGCGUAAAAUCACAUUCUUGUGUUGUAAAACAGAAUCAACUGACUACGCAACGUUGCAGGUUGGAGAGUAUUUUUAUAAAGAAAUGCAUGAUGAAAAUUAAAGAUGAAACUUACCGAACACAAAACCAUGCACAUAAAACACAUUUGGGAUAAAUUUGUUAUGACAAACAUUUAGUAUUUGCAUAUAUAUAACAAAAACUAUUUCAAACGUAGUCGGUAGUUCGUCGUCAAGAUCUUAAACUCCCUAAUGUCAGCUUGGCAACGACCUUAAUGGACCUUUUCCCUUAUAACUAAAAUUUCGAUCUAGACAACGAUUUCAUCACAGCUUGAAAAAACAUCACAAAAUUAGUAAUAUUCCAAAGUUUUGUUGCAAAAUCUUGUAAAAUGCGGAUAAUAUAGCCUUGCGAAGUUUGCCGUUUUUCAGUCAUUUUGUAUUACAAACAGGAAAUUGACAGCCCCAAAGGGCAUUGGCUGUCAAUUUCCCCCGCGUAAUGCAAAAUGACUGAAAAACGGCAAACUUCGCAAGGCUCUAUUUUCUUCAUUUUACAACAUUUCGCAACGAAACUUUGGAAUAUUACUAAUUUUGUGAUGCUCUUUCAAGCUGUGAUGAAAUAUUUGUCUAGACUUGCCUAGAUCAAAAUUUUGGUUAUAAAGGGAAAGGUCUAUUAACAACUUGCGCGUUCUUACGUGUGCAGACCAAAAUCACUACACACAUGUCCAUGAACUGAUCAUAUUUUUGCAUAAGCCAGCAAAAGGUCAUGACAUGUUCUAUUGUAUUUGAUCGAGUUUCCUAAGUUCUAGUUUCAAUUUGGUCGUGAUACAGUGUCGCUACUUCUUUGCAAUCGCUAGUAACUGAUUUACAUGCAGUACAGAGAGCAAGAUUUUUUGUAAAUACAACCAAUAAGAACUAGGCUUUCUUUAUUCUAUUGUGCAUGACUUGAGCAAACAAGCAUUUUUAACCGAACGUGUUCCAUGUACAGUUGCAAUUGUAUUAUUGGCAUUAUUUUGGUGAAAUCGUGGGAAGUUCUUGCAAGCAGUCGUUGGUAGCUUGGUGCAACGUUAAAUGAACGUUAAUUUGAGUGUAUGUACAGAUGACAAUAGCCUCUCGGUAAACUCAGGCCAUCAUUUUAGGCCUGCGGACGAGGGGCUAAGAUGACAAGAUAGAGCUUGAAAUUGUUCUCCUUGUUUUAUGAUCAAGCAAUAUGUACAGAAUGUGCAAAGUUAAUUUGAUAAAAUAAUACCAAGUAAACUUCUUUUGUAGUUAUGUAUGUUUUGUUGCGUCUAACCCAU